This is a messenger RNA of Coffea arabica (coffee), 765 nucleotides long. The record is from RefSeq and is a predicted model, not a curated record. Lineage: Eukaryota; Viridiplantae; Streptophyta; Magnoliopsida; Gentianales; Rubiaceae.
AUGACUGAUAUCUUAGAGCGUUUAACUGAUAGACAGGGUCUUGGACCCUUUAACCAACCUGGGGGUCAGGAUAGAGGAGAAGAUAGGGUUUUGGAGAGGUUCCUGAAGUUUAACCCACCUAAAUUCAGUGGAGAGCCUGACCCCGAGGCAGCUGAGAACUGGAUGACUGAUAUCCUAGAGCGUUUAACUGAUAGACAAGAUCUUGGACCCUUUAACCAACCUGGGGGUCAGGAUAGAGGAGAAAAUAGGGCUUUGGAGAAGUUCCUGAAGUUUAACCCACCUAAGUUCACUGGAGAGCCCGGCCUCGAGGCAGCUGAGAACUGGAGGGGAUUUAGUGAGAAAUUUCUCCCACCCUUGGUUCAAGAGAAAAGGGAAGAUGAAUUCAUAAAGUUGAGGCAAGGAACUUCUAGUGUAGCCGAAUAUGAAGGGAAAUUUACUAAACUUUCUACGUAUGCUCCAGAAUUGGUGUCUAAUGAUCGAAAGAGGAUAAGGCGCUUUGUACAAGGAUUUAAUGUCGAGAUUCAGGAGGGGUUAGCUGCAGUCAAAAUCUCUACGUUCACUGAAGUCUUAGAAAAAGCGCAGAGAGUCGAGAGUGUAAGGCUGCAAGUUAGAGACUUUCACGCUAAGAAAAGGGGCACUUCUAGUAACCCGUCUGGACAGGCAGAUAAGAGUGCCCCACCUUUCAAAAAGGGAAAAGGAACUGGUGGAGUGGAGAUAUCUAGCACACCAAAAGAGACUCAAUCAAGAGGAGAUCGCAAUGGAUGA